Nicotiana tabacum (common tobacco) is the source of this 825-nucleotide messenger RNA. NCBI's taxonomy places the organism in Eukaryota, Viridiplantae, Streptophyta, Magnoliopsida, Solanales, Solanaceae. The record is from RefSeq and is a predicted model, not a curated record.
AUGGCAGGCAGCUCUCCAUCUAACUCUCCAUCUGAAUCCCCUGCAACCAAAUCCAACCAACACAACCCAUCUGUUUUACAAGCACAUUCACAUACCACUUAUCUUGAUAUACCCAAUGCUAGAACACAAGUCAUCAACUUUAAUCCGGCAUUACAACUGCCAAUAAAGCUCACACGCAGUAACAACUUCGCAACUUGGAAAGCUCAAUUUUUCAAACAGAUGUGUGGAUUUGACCUUGUUUCUUACCUUGAUGGUUCCGCUGUUUGCCCUCCCAAAAUCAUCAAUCAAGGCGAUAUUCAUGUUAUUAAUCCAGAAUAUAAAGUAUGGUUCCAACAGGAUAGUUUGAUAUGCAAUGCGUUGAUGGCGUCGGUCGAUCCAACAAUUGUUCCUUUUGUUGCUACUGUAUCUACUGCUAAAGAGGCGUGGGACCAUUUGCACACCACAUAUGUAAAUAAGUCUCAAACCAGAAUCUAUAGUCUUCGGGAUCUUCUUGCUAAGGUUUCGAAAGAUAAUAAAUCUGUCGUAGAAUAUCUUCGAGAAAUAAGAUCCCUCGCUGACGAACUUGCCGUUGCUGGAUCACCUGUUGCUCAUGAAGAGUUAGUAAUCAAGAUUUUGAAUGGUCUUGGACCAGAAUACAGUCAAUUUAGUGCUUCUAUUCGAACACGUGAUACUCUCAUCUCUUAUGAAGAACUAUUUGAGAAACUUUUAGAUUAUGAAAUCUUCUUACUACAUGAAGAACAAAAGAAGAAGCAGACCAACUCCAUUACUGCUCAAGUAGCACAACGAAACAUUAGUUCAAACAACACCAAAAGCAAUCGGCACUGA